Molecule: messenger RNA, 1081 nt
Organism: Esox lucius (northern pike)
Lineage: Eukaryota; Metazoa; Chordata; Actinopteri; Esociformes; Esocidae
Product: storkhead-box protein 1-like
Exons: 2
Coding region: 550-948 (132 amino acids)
Biological process (GO): positive regulation of transcription by RNA polymerase II
Cellular component (GO): cytoplasm; nucleus
Molecular function (GO): DNA-binding transcription activator activity, RNA polymerase II-specific; RNA polymerase II transcription regulatory region sequence-specific DNA binding
Source: RefSeq, a predicted model, not a curated record
GCGACCGUUUUAAACGGGAGGAGACUGCCUUUGCUCACCGAAGGAAGUCAUGAACGGCAGAACGAUGAAGUCAUCGCCUUCACUUACAGCUAUGUGAAUCCUACUGAUCGAUCAACGUGCACACAGCUGAGUAGUUCUCAUCGUCUGCGGAAGUAUUUGCCUUGCCUUAGGAAGAGGUCAUGGAACAAUGCGAUCUCCUAUGUUUCGCACCACAUAUUCUUUGAAACGUGAAAGCUUAGGUUUGAGAGCUAAUUGGUAUGUAACGCUUAACAUGUUAAUAUUCGUUUUUGGAUCACCUAUAGACUAGAUAGCAAUAAGGUGUCUUGGAAGAAUAGUUUAAUCUGUGUAUUAAUUUCAGAGUUAUGGAAAUAGAGUAGAAUGGUUUUUUUGUUUUACAAUGAAUCAAGGUUGAAACAUCAAGAUGUGCUGUUUUUGGAAUUAUAUCAAAGUGCGCAAUAAAACAUACUGUAAAGAAACAUGGUGCUCUAAGAAAUUGGACAGUCGCUUCUUUUACGGUGUAGCCUAGAGGAAAGUGAAGCACUUUGAGGCAUGGAUAAGUUUCUCCAGAUCGCCCCUCACUCCCUGGCCAUAGUGCUGUCUCGGGUUGAGCCGGAGAACCUGCCCCCGGUAACGGACAAGCUACAGCACCAUCACACUGGAUACGAGAUAUUCGCCGAUUUCAAAGCCGUUAACAUGCAGCACUUCUGGAAUAAGAAAGUUAUCGAUGCCCUAUCGGAUACUUUUUUCCUAGGUUGGAUUGAUGAGCAUGUCCUUCUGAUCCAAGGGAAGGAAGAUCACCUCGAGGUGCUCAGAGAGGGAUGGACGAGGCGGGCGCUUAAACCGCCUGCAGGAUUCAAGAUCAAGUGCAUAGGUCCCACGCAUCGCCACACAAUGUACUUCAUUGUGAUUGAAUUGAACCAUCGCAAAAAGUGUGAAUGUACCAUUUGAAACCAAGUCUAUUUUCUCACAUCUAUGCGCGCAACUCUGCACAAAUGAACUGAUCCAUAUCAAAUACAAAUACCCUGUGCCUUACCAAGGAAGGAAAUUGCUUGGCAUGUAGUUUCUUUAUGGCUUGCCGGAU